Messenger RNA from Callorhinus ursinus (northern fur seal), 5982 nucleotides. RefSeq names its product ubiquitin conjugating enzyme E2 W (gene UBE2W). The record is from RefSeq and is a predicted model, not a curated record. Lineage: Eukaryota; Metazoa; Chordata; Mammalia; Carnivora; Otariidae.
AUGCUGGGCCCCCGCGGCGUGACGCGAGCACGGCAGCUCCGCCCCCUGCGUCUCUGGCCUCGCCGGCCUUGGGGGGAUGGUUCCAUCAUGGCGUCAAUGCAGAAACGACUGCAGAAAGAACUGUUGGCUUUGCAAAAUGACCCACCUCCCGGAAUGACUUUAAAUGAAAAGAGUGUUCAGAAUUCAAUUACACAGUGGAUUGUAGACAUGGAAGGUGCACCAGGUACCUUAUAUGAAGGGGAAAAGUUUCAACUUCUAUUUAAGUUUAGUAGUCGAUAUCCUUUUGACUCUCCUCAGGUCAUGUUUACUGGUGAAAAUAUUCCCGUUCAUCCUCAUGUUUAUAGCAAUGGUCAUAUCUGUUUAUCCAUUCUAACAGAAGACUGGUCCCCAGCGCUCUCAGUCCAGUCAGUUUGUCUUAGCAUUAUUAGCAUGCUUUCCAGCUGCAAAGAAAAGAGACGACCACCAGAUAAUUCUUUUUAUGUUCGAACAUGUAACAAGAAUCCAAAGAAAACAAAAUGGUGGUAUCAUGAUGAUACUUGUUGAUGCCACUGUUAUCAUCCUCCUAGCAGAAGAUAGUCCUACUGAGAAAAUGAGCACUUUGAUCAUUCAGUCUUUGAACUUUAACCUUUGACUGGAAGUGACCUAUAGGCAAUGAAGACUACUUCCUUUUACUGCAUUUUUACUCGUGUGCAUUCUGGGCGCAUGUUGAUCGCUGGUUCAGUCCAGGCAACUGACAUGCUUUUAUUAGUCAUACAGUAUUAAUGCAGGUGUCAGGAAAUGUCAAUAUAAUUCCAUUUUUUAUUUUUAUUUUUUUAAGCUUUUGGAAAAGUUCCAGGUCCUCAUGUAUUGUGCAAUAACAAUGACUUCCUUGGCGGUUUUGGGACGUUCAUUGCCGGCAAUGGACGUUUAAUAGGAAAAAUUUUCAUUAAUUCCUGCCACCCAAUAAUUAAUGCAUGAUAGGGCCUAUGAAAUGAAUUUAUUGGUUAUAGUGGGAUUAUAAAUAAAGUGAGGGAUCCAACAUUACUUUGAAAGUCACCCCAACUGUUUAUAUUUGGGUUCUAUGCACUGUGAUCCUAAGGUUAACAGCAUGAAUUAACAUGCGUCUUUAAAGGACUAUAAUGAAAGAUCAUUGCGUAUUUAUUGAAUUGUUUAUAUCUGCUGUCAAAUUGUUUUGACAUGGAAGGUUUUCAAGUAACAUUGGCAGAGAGGUACAAUAUUGUUAUCCCUAUGGUGAAAAUAAAUUCAUUUGUUGUAUAUAGUUCCUCAAUCUCAGAAGUAAAGGUAUGAGUAAUCUAGGGUAUGAAUGGUUGAAUCAAGGCUUGAUUUUGGAAGUAAGAACAAUGGCAGUGAUGAUGAAACUGCUGCAGUCCUUAAUCGGGGCUUGUUUGUACAGUAACGAUAUUUCCAAGUAGAUUACACUCUGUUACUUCCUGCUAGCCAUCAGCAUGAGCCCUACUGCCUAAACACUAUUUCAUUUAUUUAUGUUUGGAAAAUCCAUAAAGAGUUUUCGUUUGCAAUUUUGUUUCUUUUGUUAUGUUUUAAGUCAAGUUUGAAUGUUACAGUACUUCAAUUGAAAAGCUUUUGUCAAGUUUUUUCUUGUAAUUUUUUCUUUACUUGUAAGUAUCAUUUUGUCCUUUAAUCCUGUACCCUAAAAUAAGAAAUACAUUUUUGACAGAGGCUUAAUGUUUUAACAAAAGAGUGUGGACAUUUUUAUUUUAAAAUUUAGGCAAAAGUACACUAUAGAAUGGUAUGUUUUCUUAUUUGUCUCACACAACCAUACAGUUUUUCCUGGAGGGAUUUGUUUUAUUUUGUUUUCUUGUUGUUUGAAAGACUUUGCUUACAGCUAGGUAAAAUUUUUCUAUAGAAAAAAAUUGUUGAAACGUCCAAUUCUCAGUACCAUGUAAGUUAAUGAUACUGCAACUAGGUUCUCUUUUUAAAAAGCAAUUAUGUAUUUUAUAAAUUACCUUUUCACAUAUGCAAAAAUCUGUUUCUACUACAAUGUUAUUUUUACUAAUGCCUCUUGUUGCACUCUUUUUGACAUAUCCUGCAGUGAAUAAAUAUAUGAAUCAAUUUGGGCUUAAAAAUAAAAGCCAGUUGGCUGAAAGCUUUGAAGUAUGUACCCCAGCAAAACAUCCAAUCAAUAAUUGGCAAGGAAUAUUUUCAAAAUUGUUUUUAAUCUCUGUAUAGAUGACAUUUUGUAGCUUUGUACAUGUUGUUAAUUAAGGGCAUAUAAUUUUACACUCUAAAAGUAUAAUUGCUGAACUCAGGGGUGGGUAGACUUCAAAAAUAUGUCUGCUGUAGAAAUAACUUGAAAAAAAAAAUUAAAACUAUGGCCAGCCACCAAAUUGUGGACACUGUUUAUACUAUAGUUAGCAACUACACUUUUUAAAAUUAAACACAUUUUUGUUCUUUCUUGACUAGAUACACAUAAGUUCUCAUAAUAGUCUCUAUCAGUCUGAUCAUUUGGCCUGUUUAAGACAGAAAGUGUUUUUUGGAAUGCUUUGAGCUACUCUUAGUUUUUAACUGCUUUUUAAUAUGAAAAUUGCAGCGGCAAAUUAUAUAUUUUUCAUAUUUUACACAACUGCUCUAAACUACUGAUUGACUUGAUCAUUUUCCGGGGUGGGGGUGGGGGAUCUUUCUCCGUACUGCUGGUCCUCUUACUAAAAUUCUUUUAUAAAGAAAUGACCUGUGACAUUUAUUCGCCAAAGGAAUUAAUAUACCAGGUCAAAGAUUAACAAUGCUGUCCUAUAGAUUAAUAGGUCUUAUAUAGCCUCAGUUGAGUUUUUUAAAAUAAAAGAAGCAGUAUUUUAACAUACCUCUUUCUCUGCAUAGAGAUACCAUAAAAUAAAAAGAAGUAGAGGAAAGUAAAGGAAACCAAAUAAUUUCAGUACAUUUUAUUAAAGAGAAGAUAAGAUGAAAUACCAACCAUUCAGAAUUUGCAGUAAGAUAACACCUUAUUCAUUACAAUACUCCCUUGAACUUAGGAAUUAUUGGAAACUCCUUUGCACUUAGAUUUAAUUAAGUUAAUUUUAAAUGUAAGUUACAUUAUUAAAAGACAUAAGCCGUUUACCUAAGUCAUUGCUCUUGAGAGGGCAUUUAAUGACUUUGUAAUAAUAAAAAGAAUAUUUCUCUGUAUUGUGUUGUUGAACGACAACCAGAAUACCAAGAAAAUGUACAUAGGAUUAUGCUACUUCCCUCUUCCCUUGCUCUAUGGGGCACAAUCUGCUGCAUAGGCCUGCAGAACUAUACUUUCAUAUUUAGACAAUGUGUACUCUAUUUAUUUAUUUAUUUAUUUAUUUAUUUUAAGGCCAUUCUUCUGGUUUGCCAAAUUCUGUUAAGACAGUGAUAUAUUCAUUUCCUUAUUUUGCAUGCUUAGAUCAUGAACUUGGUGCCCUUCAAAAAAAUACUUUACAUCAAGUAGGUAUUAAUGCCAUAGAUUUUAAAGAGAGAAAUGGUUUUCAGUUUUUUUAAGAUAAAUUUUUUAAAAUAAAUUUUAUGGCUGUUCUCUUAAGGAAUUUAAUAUUCACCUCUAAAGGACUUAACUUGUAGUGGAUGAAUUCCUCCUUUUAGCUAGCAAGGAAAUAAAGCUUUUUUUAAUCCCCAAAAGAAAAUGCUAAAAAUUAGCUCUUAUAUUACAGUUCAUCUGGAGAAAGAUCUUAAUCCUUAUUGUUUUGACUAGGCAUAUAAAUAUUUGGUAUAAAGUAACUAGGGUAGUUUAUUAGUUUUUCCCUUCUGAAAUUUUCAAUAUAUGCACAUAUAUAUCAUUAGAUUCCUGUGGUGAAUAAUAAUUUCUUCAGAUUCUUAAACAGGUAUCUAGUGACUGCUUAAUUAUUUCCAGAUUGCAUCAAAGAUGAACUGACAAAUAAUGGAAAUGAGUAGUGAUAUGCAAAUGGUAUGUAACCACAUAUUACUUGUUUCGGUAAUUACUUGAUCGGUAAUCAAGUCUCAUUUUUUAAAAAGCCUAUUGUUUUUGAGAAUUGAGAUAUUUAAAACUUGUUAAAGCUUCUUCCUAAAGAUAGAAGAGAAGAGGAGGUACUGUGUGUUCGGAAUUUUUUUAAAUAAAGAAUUCAGUGUCACUAGUUCUAAUCCUUUACGGUUACUGCUGCUUAUAUUUCUUGAUCUCACUUUUAUUUAGUUUCCUGUAUAUAUUUUGGCUGAAUGCUUAGGAUUUAUUAAGUGUAUAUAAAUUGGUUUUCAAAAAGAACUGAGGCUUUCCCAUAUCUUUUCUGAGGAUUCACUGUUACAAAAUCAGCUACUGCAUGAUUCUGUGUUAAUGCUAGUGCCUUUGCAUGAUUAAGAUCUGUGAAGGUGUCUCUUAAUCUGCACCCCUUGGUCCUAAUCUUCUUUGCAGUCUUUUGUUUGUUUUUCUCUCUCUUUCAUUUUUCUUUCUUCCUUUCUCUUCAAAGAUGUCCGUCCAAUAUGUCAGUCUUCAGCAGUUUCCCUAAGUUUUCCUCUCUCCUUCCUUUCCUCCUUUCCUCCCUUCCUCCCUUUCUUCCCCUUUCCUUUUCUUGAGGUUAGGGAAUCCAGAGAAGGAAGAUUACUGAAAUUACAUCAGAAAUUUUUCUUAAAGAAAAAGACUCCUUUCUACAAAUAAACUACAUAGAAUUUCUGAUGCCUUAUUUCGGUUCAUCAGUAUGUGGCUAAAUGUGUUGAAUAAUUGACUACUUGAUAAAUGAGCUGUUAACUAAGUAAUGUAGUUCUUAAAUACUAAUAUCGAGGGAGUUUUGUUUACUUUUUGGAUGGUGACUCUCCCAAAGCCUAAUCAUUGCCCAGAUGUAUUAAAUUAUUUGUUUUGGUAAAAGUGUUUUUCCAUUUAAGGUUUCUAAGCCAUUUUGAGAUUUGGAACUUUCUUUUCUUUUUUUUUUUUCCCCCAAAUGUGUGGGAGAUUUUUGUUUUCUUAGCAUAAACUACAUUAAAGACAGGCUUGUAUGCAUCAUUCCAGAGGCCCAUGGAGUCUAAAUAUGUACUUCAAACUUAGAUCUUUAUCCUUAAAGUUGAAGUUCUGCUUCUUAUGGUCCUGUAAAUGAGGUGUUUAUUGUGAUUUUAAUUCUCAAAUGUUACUGGGAUUUACAUUUAGGGAUGAAUCUCCAGAACGGUUACAUGAAUGUCUUUUUUUUAUGAAAAUUUUUUAAUAAAACAAUAUAAUAUCUGAAGACAUUUUGAAUAUGUGGAAGGAAUGCCUGAAUAGAAGCUGGUAUAUUUUAACAUGCCUAAAGAAUUGUAAUUGAGCAAGUUGAGUGCAGUUGACAGGGAAAAAGAGAAACAGUUUCUUGAUGCAUACAUUGUCAGGGUUUUGUGAAAAGUUUGCUUCUGCAGUAAUUCUAAGCUGCUUUCUCAAAGGCAAAGCAUGGUUCUGGGCUUUGGCUUGUUAGGUGUGACAUCACUUGUCAAAUUUCACGGUAAAUGGAAAGGUUGAAUAAUCCCACCUCUCUAAUUUUAAAGCCUGAAACAAGUCGAGUAAGGAAUGUGAUAGAUUGACAGACACUGUGAAAAUAAAUGCAAGUCUUUUCAUAGUUAACCACAGAUUAUUGACAUAAAUAUUGAUUAUCAGGCUCAGGGUAAAAUAAUUAUUCAAAAAGAUUAUUAUGUCAGUUAUCUAGUAGCCAAGAAGUCCAUGUUCAAGUUAAAAUGGGUUUGUUGUUUUUAGUUGGUACCAUUUUUCUCUCAAUUUUCAGAAAUACAGAUUGUGCAUUUUAUUAAUAGGAAUGGAAGCUCAUGCUUCAAGGUUUGAAUAGGGUGGAUGUAUAUAUAUUUUAUAAAUUCAAGUUGUAAAAUAUGUAAAGCUACUGCUUUUUGAAUAGAAUAUAAAUGUUAAGACAUAAAUCUAUAUAUUAUAUAUUUUUAAAUACAUGUAUCAAACUUUUGUUAGUUGAAUAUAAAUUACAUUGUGUGCUUUAUGGAAUUCAGUAACUUUUAAUAAUAAAGCAGUUGUCAUUGAUUUAUUUUAUGUAGACUUGAAUAUUAAAUUGGAUAGAUAUUAAA